Drosophila grimshawi is the source of this 2412-nucleotide messenger RNA. RefSeq lists its product as uncharacterized. The record is from RefSeq and is a predicted model, not a curated record. The coding region runs from base 35 to 2020 and encodes 661 amino acids. NCBI's taxonomy places the organism in Eukaryota, Metazoa, Arthropoda, Insecta, Diptera, Drosophilidae. Gene Ontology annotation, biological process: DNA-templated transcription initiation. Gene Ontology annotation, molecular function: general transcription initiation factor activity; DNA binding. The transcript is spliced from 2 exons.
AAAUCAACUUGCUUCCCGUUUUAAUAUCAACAAUAUGGACAAGCACAAGCACUCAAAGAAAGAAGACCGGAUACCGGAAGCAGAAGUGGAGGAGAGGCCAUUCGAGUCCGGAACGCACGGUACGAGCCUGAGCAGCUUGGAGCAGUGGCUGCCCUCUGGCUUUAACACAGACAAUGCAGGGUUAAACUUUAAUUUGAAUUUUGAUUUGCCGACCUCCUUGGUUAUACCCCAAUUAAGGUCCUCCCGUCCAAACAAUCAACAGUCACCAGUUGUUAAGGAAACUUUCAAUCAUCCUGAGUCGCCAGCUCACGAUCACAGUUUUAAUUCCAUGUCGCCCACUAAUCAUGACAUUGUUGAAUGCUUACCCACAUCGGAGGACAUCUGGAAUUCAUACGAGGAUUAUAAGAAGGGCGGGCCCCUUUGCUGGCCACUGAACCUGUCUGGCAAUAUACAAUGCCAAUACAACGAGAACAUCCCAGUGAUAGCGUACCCAUCAGCAUCUGAACCAGAAGAGUCGAACGCUAGCUAUGAUGAUGAGCAGGAGCAGGCCGUCGCUUGGCUAAUGGAGUCUGACGUGAAGGUCGAAAAGCCAGCAACUCGCAGAAUGUCUUUUAAUAAAUCCUACAGUCAUAAUCAUACCAUGGAAGAAGAACGCGAAUUGGCAACAUUUUUUAAAUUGAAGGCAAUACAAAUGCCACCAGAGAGACACAUCGAUACAUAUAUGGAGCUGCUGCGCUUGGCCAGAACGGAGGAGGAUCAAAAAAUGCUUUAUAAUGCUCUGACAUCCAAAUGCAAAGCGACUCUAAGCGAAGAACAUGUUGCAUCACCUAUGGAGCCGGAACUAGUUGAGGAAUCAGCAGCUGAAGUUGGACAUCUUUUAGAUGUGGCACCAACGGUUGCCAUAACUAUUAAUCAUAAAGUGCAGCAAACCAUGGAUUCAGUUGCAGAUAUUGACGAUAUUGGCAAAACAAUACAGCUGAAGAGCAAGCAGACUGAAAUACAAAAGAGUCCACUUAAAUGCCUACAGCAAUUGUGCCAGGAUGCAUCCGUCGAGAUACCAAGCAAAGUGAAAUCAACAACUAAUUCACCAGAAAUAGACUCCACGCAAAUCCAUCACAGUAAGCAGUUGCAUCUGCCAAGUGUGAGCACAGUUAGCCAGAAAUCCCAAAUUGCUAGCUCAGCAAUUGACGAAGCGAAACAAUCUAAAACCACGAAUGGAAACCAAUGGCAAAAUAACUUCCAAGAAGUUAUCGACCAGAAUAUGCCAGAUCCUGCGAGUGCUACGCAAUCGUUGGGACGAUCCAUGGAUAGCAGUCGCAUCACCGAAGCUACUGUCAACCUGGAUGACCUGAAACGUUGCCUGCUAAUGCCUCCAUUGCCCUCCAAUCCAGAUCCACGACUCCAGCACCUACGCAUCCUGCGUCCACCAACUCAGCGGAAUGGCGAACACGUCAAUCUCCAGAUCGAAAUGCUGAAUGUGAAUGCAUAUGCAACGAUGGAGAUGAAUUGUGGCCUGGACCUAAUGAAGCUGGCCUUGAAGGGGGCCAAUGCUGUGUACAACAGCAACAUUAAAGUGCUUCAGAUGCACUUCGAGGACGGCCAGGCUGCUUGGAUCUGGCACGAUGGCAGCAUACUUAUCACCAAUGUGCCCAGCAAAGCAAUUCUUGCAAAGACUCAAAGCAAUAUUGUACGCAAGGUUCUCGAUGAAAAGGUGCCAGCAGCACUGGUUCAGUGGAAUGUUUUACAUUCCCACACGGUACACGUUGCACAAUUUCCCUGGGAGAUUUGCAUUGAGGAGUUCCGGCAAUUGAGAACCUAUCCGCUGGGCACGGCUGAGGGCCGCCAUAAAUUUGCCUACUAUGUGGAUAAGAGCUCAUCAGGAGUCGCUGCCAAAGUCUUUGAGUCCGGUACCAUCCAUGUGUUUGCGAUGAGUGCAGCGUUAGCUAAUAGCAUGUUGGAGAAGCUUUACCUGCUUACGGCCAAACAUCGCAAGCCCAAGCCAAGGACUAGAAUCGAAUAGAAGCCAUAAUGGAACACUCCAUAUUCUACUAUACAAAACCAUAAAUUUAAUAACAGUUACACUUGUUAGAUUUCAAUAUGAGUUCCUUUAGGUUCGUAACUUAAAAAAGUACUUAGAUCGGCGCUAAUCCGAGUUCAGAAUUUAUUUAAGUGCAAGAAUUUAUUGUAUUUUUAGUGGCUUGUACCAGGCACUAUAAAGAAACGGUUUCUACUACAGCCGUAGCAGCAAACACUUCGUGAUCUAAUACAGAAAAUCGCCUCGAAAACUAAAAUCGCCAAAACCCUAAAUCGACACAAAAAUAUGUUGUCAUUUUAAUAAUUAAUAUGAGUAACAAAAAUUAUAAUUUAAAGAAACACCCUGGAAAUAUGAAUCAUAUUUUUCUAAAUUUUAGA